Molecule: messenger RNA, 1511 nt
Organism: Populus nigra (black poplar)
Lineage: Eukaryota; Viridiplantae; Streptophyta; Magnoliopsida; Malpighiales; Salicaceae
Product: protein RGF1 INDUCIBLE TRANSCRIPTION FACTOR 1-like
Exons: 4
Coding region: 445-1176 (243 amino acids)
Source: RefSeq, a predicted model, not a curated record
UCUCUCCUAUGCACAGUACCCAAACACAUCUCAAAAAGUUUUUAACUUUUGUGAAUUCCCCUCAUUUUAUCUCCCUCCUCUCUCUCGCUCUAGCUAGAAACGACAAUAAUUCUGGAAGCUGCUGAAUUUAAAUAGAGGAGAAGAUAUGCACACACCUAUACCACUUAAAUUUCAUUUCACAGUGAGCUAUUAGAAUCAUGUGUAGGGUUUUCUCCAAGAAUUUGAAGGGAGCUCCUUAUAUGUAUUUUAAUUAAAAUUUCUCUACUCAUUUUUAUAUUUUUUUUGUUGUUUUGUUUAUAUCAAGAUCAUCAGUCUCCAUAUUGAAUUACAAGUUCCAAAAAAGGUAGAGCUAGAGGUGGUGAGGAGAACAAGUACUAUUAAUAGUAUUAUAAUAAUCAUAAUCAUAAUACAUCAUCAAGAAGUAGAAAUGGAGGUGGUGAUGAGAUGAUGAUGAUGAGUAAUAGGAUGAAGCCUGCAUGGCUUGAAGGAUUGAUGGCAGAGACAUUCUUUGGAGGUUGUGGGGUCCACGAGAAUCGCAGAAAGAAUGAGAAGAACGUCUUUUGCUUGUUCUGUUGCCUUAGUAUCUGCCCUCACUGCCUUCCUUCUCAUCGCUCUCAUCCCCUCCUCCAGGUAAGGAGAUACGUUUACCAUGAUGUGGUUCGCUUGGGGGAUCUUGAGAAGCUCAUUGACUGUUCUUAUAUUCAGCCCUAUACAAUAAACAGUGCCAAGGUGAUAUUUCUGAAUCAGAGACCACAGUCAAGGUCUUGUAAGGAUUCAGCCAACAAUUGCUUCACUUGUGACAGGAUACUCCAAGACCCAUUCCACUUCUGUUCUCUCUCGUGCAAGGUUAAUCACCUGGUGGAUCAGGGGGAGGAUCUCUCUGCUAUUCUCUACAGGAUUGAUGAAUCUGAUUUUGCAUUUUCCCAGUUUGAGGGAUUGAGGAUGGACAGCUCCGAGAUUAUCGAUGAUGAAGGUCAAAUCACCCCGAGCUCCAUUCUUGAGAACCCAUUACAAUACAGAGGAUCAUCGUGCUCCAGUGACAUCAUGGGCAGCUCAGGAACUGCACAUGAACCCAAGGUCCUGAAAAAGAAGGAAAAAAAUGGCUUCCUUCAGGGGAAUUUCUUCUCCUUGAGCAGCAGGCGAAAGGGAUCUCCUCACAGGGCUCCUCUCUCUUAAAUUAGACGACAACAAAAAAGGGUUCAUAACUAUCUGGAAUGCUAAGGUACUAAAGCUGGUCAUGGUAUUAAACCAAUCAGUAUAGCUAGCUAGCAAGGCUUAGCAAUUGCAUGGAAUGUUUACUUAGGAAUUUACCUCCAUGUUUUUUUUUUUUUUUGUAAUCGUUUUUAGGGUAGGAAUUUGCCUGGGCAUUCCAUUGCUGACUUUAGGUGGUUGUAGAGAGACUGGAUUUCUAUCUGAAAUCUAGGCGAGCUACGCUCUUCACUCCACCAAUUUUGCAUCCAUGUAAUGGAAUCUGUACGUAUACAUUUAUAUACAUGUAUGCUGUUUCCAUA